Molecule: messenger RNA, 4426 nt
Organism: Choloepus didactylus (southern two-toed sloth)
Lineage: Eukaryota; Metazoa; Chordata; Mammalia; Pilosa; Megalonychidae
Gene: ZXDC
Product: ZXD family zinc finger C
Exons: 11
Coding region: 120-2858 (912 amino acids)
Biological process (GO): regulation of transcription by RNA polymerase II
Cellular component (GO): nucleus
Molecular function (GO): transcription coregulator activity
Source: RefSeq, a predicted model, not a curated record
CGCGAGGUUCCGGGCCACGCUCCGCGCCGGGCUUUGGCGCACGCCCUGGGCGGGGCCGACCUGCGCUUCCUCGGCCGCCCGAGGUUUCCGACGCACCUCCGGGCCCCCCCCACCCCAAGAUGGAACUCUCGGGGCCGCUCGCUGCCCGGACCACGCACGGGGCCCAACAUGGCGGCGGCGGCGGCUCGGGCCCCGGUAGGCUGCGACAAGGGCCAGGACCGCCCGGCAGCCCGGGCCUUACGCGCCGACGGCUGCUGCUGCUGCGGGGCGCCGAAGAUGGCGGGGCCGGGCCGCGGCGCGAGGAGGCCCCGCGCGCUCCCGAGCUGGGCCCGCCGCCCGCGGAGGACGGCAGCGCCGGCGACUCUUUCGUGGUGCUGCUGGAGGUGGCGCGCGGCGCCCCUAACGAGGCCCCCGGGCAGAGGGAGGCCGAGCCCGGCCCGGGGCCCGCGCGGGGCGGGCGCGUUGUGAGUCCCGCGGGCCGCCCCGGGUCGGUCCCGAGCGGUCCGGCCGCCGCCCCCGGCCCCGCCGCGGCCUUCGCGGGCACCAUCACUAUCAACAACCAGGACCUGCUGGUGUGCUUCGACAACGGCGUGUUUACGCUCGCAGCGCCGCCGCCAACCGGCCCGCAGCCCGGGGGUCCUGCCGAGCUUCCCGAGCCCGCGGCCACCGUGGCGCCCGGCGAGGAGGCCGUGAGGGCCGCGGAGGGCCGCUGCGGGGCUCCGGGCGCGGGCUCCGGCGUGCUGGGCUACCGCUGCCCGGAGCCGCAGUGCGCGCAGACCUUCGCCAAGAAGCACCAGCUCAAGGUGCACCUGCUGACGCACGGCGGCAGCCAGGGUCGGCGGCCCUUUAAGUGCCCCCUGGACGGCUGCGGCUGGGCCUUCACCACCACCUACAAGCUCAAGAGGCACUUGCAGUCGCACGACAAGCUACGGCCGUUCAGCUGCCCCGUGGGCGGCUGCGGCAAGAAAUUCACCACCAUCUACAACCUCAAGGCGCACAUGAAGGGCCACGAGCAGAACCUGUUCAAGUGCGAGGUGUGUGCCGAGCGCUUUCCCACGCACGCCAAGCUCAGCUCCCACCAACGCAGCCACUUCGAGCCCGAAAGACCUUACAAGUGUGACUUUCCCGGUUGUGAGAAGACAUUUAUCACAGUGAGUGCUCUCUUUUCUCAUAAUCGAGCCCAUUUCAGGGAACAAGAACUCUUUUCUUGCUCCUUUCCUGGAUGCAGCAAACAAUAUGACAAAGCCUGUCGACUGAAAAUUCACCUGAGAAGUCAUACAGGUGAAAGACCUUUUAUUUGUGACUCUGACAGCUGUGGCUGGACCUUUACCAGCAUGUCCAAACUCUUAAGGCACAAGAGGAAACAUGAUGAUGACCGGAGGUUCACCUGCCCUGUGGAAGGCUGUGGGAAGUCGUUCACGAGAGCAGAGCAUUUGAAAGGACACAGCAUCACUCACCUGGGCACAAAGCCAUUCGAGUGUCCUGUGGAAGGAUGCUGUGCUAGAUUCUCCGCUCGUAGUAGCCUGUACAUUCAUUCAAAGAAACACCUUCAGGAUGUGGAUGCUUCGAAGAGCCGUUGCCCGGUCUCCAGCUGUAAUAGACUCUUCACAUCCAAGCACAGCAUGAAGACUCACGUGGUCAAACAGCACAACCUGCGCCAAGAUCUUCUAACUCAGCUGGAAGCUACAAGUUCCCUUACGCCCAGCAGUGAACUUACCAGCCCAGGACAAAGCGAGCUCAAUAAUAUAGACCUGGUGUCUCUCUUUUCUAACACAUCUGGUAACGGUAGUAGUUCGGCAGGUGCCUCAGACAUGGCAUUGGUGAACUCUGGAAUCUUGACUAUCGACGUAACUUCCGUGAGCUCGUCUCUGGGAGGGAACGUCCCUGUUAACAACUCUUUGGGACAAAUGGACCCCCUGGUGUUGGUGGCCAACAGUGAUCUCCCUCCGAGUCUGGAUAGCCCCCUUGUUCUUGGGACAGGAACCACAGUUCUUCAGCAGAACAGCUUAAAUAUUGAUGACAUGCAGACUGUCAGUGCAGAAGCGUUAGGUUGUCUGGUAUCUCUGCCGGCGAAGAACUCCAGUCGAGACCCACAGGCUUUGACCUCUGGCAGUAAUUUAGCAUUGAACCUAAGCACACUGGCUCCUUCAGGCAGCCCCUGUGGAAACGGCAGUGUCCCCGAACUGCUGGCUCCAAUCAAAGUGGAACCGAACUUGCCUCCUGGCUCAGAUGGUGUGGGGCAGCAAGAAGGAAGCAAAGUGGUGACCCAGUUUGUGUUCUCCAAUCCAGCGGAAAACUACAAUGCUCAGAAAGACACAGACCUAAGUGCAGUGGCUGGCAACUUAUAUUUGCUUUGUGACCUUGGGCAGCCUCGCUUCUCUGAGUACAAAUGGUGUUUGGUGAAUGGGUUACAGGAAAGUGGGGGCUCAGCAAGAACUGAUUACCGAGCCAUUCAACUAGUCAAGGAAAAAAAGCAGAAAGGAACUGAGAACAAUGCAGGAUCCUCAGGGUCUACUCAGAGGAAAAUAAAAGGAGACAAAGUCAGCCCUGCUCACUUCCGCGCAAGCCAGAGCCGUUGGUUGUGUGGGAAUCUUGUGGUGCCCAGCAGAGCCCUGCCAGUACCAGAUCCAGGAGCCGGGGCGCAGUGUGUUCAUGUCCAGUUACUGCAGGACAAGCCUGCCGGGGAAGGAGCCUUGCCGUUUGCAUCCAGCUCGCAGCCUCCCACAGCCCACCCCUUCUUCACCGUUGACGUGCCAGUCUACGUCCUCCAGGAGGUGCUUCCUGCUCCUGCCAACACUGCUGGUCCUGAAACCGCCCGGUUCCCAGGAAGCACCAUCAAUCUGCGGGACCUGCAGUGAAAGCGCCGCCCUGCUUUGGGACAGACCUGGGGAUGAGCAUCUCCACUUUGUUUUUUUCCCCUCAGGACCCAGGGUAGAUGGUCUCGUGGACCUGGGGGAGACUCCCACUCAGUUUCCGCUCGAACAUCCAAGAUCCUUCUACAGAAGAUGUUUUGGUACCUUUACUAAAGGAGGAUGCUUUUCUUACAUUUCAUCAGGAACGAUGUUGGGGCUGUUUGAAACUGCCUAGUCCGAGUGAAGUGCUUCCAUGCCACGAGCAGUGCCUUCUGCCAGAAGCACGUUCUCUCUCCUUACCCCACUGUGCCUGCGCAGCCCGCCCUGCCAUCCUGUUCUGAUGCGUCCUGGGCCGUGGAGGCAGGGUAGUUAGCAAAGCCACAGUGGGGUCUUCUAGCUUCCAUGUUUGGGCGUUUUGCCCAAGAGGUGACUAGAAAUACCCUGUCCUUCCUGAGAACUUGUGUGGCAGGCCAUUUCCCAAUGACUUGGACCAUGUCCCUGGAGAGGUCAAUUUUGCCAUAUUAGGGCAAAGGUGGGCACGUCGUCCCAGGGAAGCCCAGUUCUAAUCCAUGUUCUAAUCUGUGUUCUUGCUGUGGAGGCAGAGCUGGCAGUGUGUUUGUGGGGGGGAGAAGCAAUGGUGAGUGGGGUGGGGCAUGUCGAGGGGAUCCGUUUGCGAGCCCCUUUUCAUAGACCCCACUUGCAGCUCAGAGUUGGGGAAUGGGAGAGUUGAAAGUUCCAAAAAUAAUUUUUCCAGAUUCUGUAUUUUGAAAAUUAACAUUUAAUAGUCAUUUGACAACAGUUUGUAAAGCGAUGUUCUGACUCCUAUAAAUUAUUUAUAGGACUAUAAUAAGGGUAUGUAUGUGUAUGUUUUAUUAAGUUUGGAGAUGUGCAUAUAAUAUGUAAACUCAUAGUUUUACAGAGUAAGGUAUGUCUCAUGAAAGGGGACAGGUUGAUAAUCUUGCACAUAUUUAUUUGUUAAUUACGGUUUGUGGGAAAGACACAGGGUUGUUCAGAAAUGCUUUCCUCUUGCCUUGUGCCUUUCCAAGUGUGUGUGUGUGUGUUUGUUCGGAUGCUCUUUUGAUUCUCAGGCUUGGAAUCGUCCAGACCCUGCCCAUCCUCUGUCUCUCUAUUUCUGGAAUUUGGGGAUGACUCCAGCAUUCUGAUGUGCUCCUUCUGUUUGCUCUGCCCAGAGGUGCAGUCUGUCUGGAAGAAUUCAAGCCGCAUUUGUGUCUGGUUCUUUUCCACAGAAUUCUGUGCUGUGCCACAGACCUAAGGCCAGGGGCUGAACUUGCCCUCCUGGCACCUGACCUGCGGGACGGUCCAGGACUGGCCCAUGGCCCCUCUGCCCCCCUGCAGGAGCCGGGCCCACCUGCCGGUGCAGCUGUGGAGCCUGCGUGGCGCCCACAGGUCCGCUUUCCCUCCGGGGCAGCUCGUUGCCCCUCUCACGCCCCUCAGUGAACGUCUGCCAUGGGAUGAUUGGUACUGGCUGUCAAUGUUUCCUGGGCACUGUGGUUCACUGCUGGUGAUGGCUCGACUUCCAGGGCAACAAAUAAAAGUUUUUUUUUGUAUGGUCA